Molecule: messenger RNA, 1660 nt
Organism: Trichobilharzia regenti
Lineage: Eukaryota; Metazoa; Platyhelminthes; Trematoda; Strigeidida; Schistosomatidae
Source: the annotation of a GenBank genome assembly
AUGAAUCAAGGUUCUCUCACACAAGAUUCAACUGAUGAAGAGUAUGAAACAAGUAUUUCCGUGAAUAUAUUGGAAACAGAAGUACAUCCUCUCCAACAGUUGUGUUCGAGGAUUAAAUUUUCUUUACCACCGUCAAACGAAUAUGUUACAGCAUCUGACACAUAUAUACAUAAACUACCUUUUGAUAUACUUAUAGAAAUUUUCAAAUAUUUGCCAGCCUCUGACUUGCUGCGCAAUAUUCCAGCUGUUUGUCAAUUGUGGUACAAUGCAUCUCAUGUUCCUACUCUUCGAACCAGCUUGAGUUUGCGUAGUCAAAUACCAUCGGAAUUAAUCCUCAGAGCUAUUUUAAGUAGACCAAUGCUUCGAGUUUUGCGUUGCUUGGCGCUUCAACAUGCUGAAUAUGUACUAGCAGAUGCUAUUAAAUUUUGUCGUAUGCUCACAUGUCUUGAUAUAGGAUUUACUGCUUUAAGUGAACGGGAAACAGUUAUCCUGGCACAGAAUCUCCCACCAACAUUACUUCAUCUAAAUGUUGAAGGAUUGCGUACAAUUGAGAUCAAUUUCAUCUCGACUCUAGUAUUGAAAUGUCCAAAACUAGAAGCACUCAAUCUGUCACAUUGUGUUUCUGUCUGUGAUUCAUGCAUUAAAAUUAUCUCAGAACAAUUACACAAUCUAUGUCGUCUUAAUUUGGAUGGUGUACAAUGGAUUACAAAUACAGGAAUUUUAUAUCUAACUGACAGUGAAGCUAUUCACACUGGUAAACUUACGGAUAUAUGGCUUGAUGGUUUUGAACUUUCAAAUUCUGGAUUAAAUGAAUUUAUUAUUCGAUUGGGAAAUACUACACAACGCUUAUUAGAUUUUAUAAAUACUCUCUAUCCUGAAUGUGAUUAUCAUCGUUUUCUAGGGAUUCAACAAUUAUGGAUUAGUUUUUGUGAUAAUAUUGAGGAUACAACAAUCAUGUCUAUAGCGAAUCUUUCAAAUCUUACCUCACUUACCCUAAGAAAUACACAACAAGUUACGCCCAACGCUUUAAGUUCAUUAUUUGUCUGUCAAACUGCUAAUAAUUUAAAUCGAAAAUUUAUUUUAAAAUAUCUUGAAUAUUUAGAUUUAAGUGAAGCACCAGGUGUAAAUGAUACUGUAGUGCUAGACAUGUGUAGUUGUUGUGGUAAUCGCCUACAUACACUUAUUUUAAACUGGUGUUGGGAGAUUACUGAUAUUGGCAUUAAUGAAAUAAUUCAUGUGUGCUGUUGUCUACAUCAAUUAAGUCUUAUCGGGAAUUCUACUAUACACGGGACAGCUCUAUCUGAUAUUCCAGUGAAAGUGCCAAAUUUAGUAAUAUUAAAUUUAAUUAAAUGUGGUCGUAUUUCAGAUAAUAUCCUAGAGACACUUGCAUUUAAAAUGCCUAAUUUAUAUGUUUUUGAUUAUUUUGGUGAACGUGUUGGUGGAGGAUUGAAUGAUGUCUGUCAUUAUGAUUCGUCUAGCGUGCUGGUUAAAGUACCGAUAUGCAGUUGUUCUCUAUAAAAGUUAUGAAGUCAUUUAGAUUUUGUUUUCAGCAUUUAGGCAAUGGGUCAAGAAGAGGGGGGGCUCGAACCCUGCUCCGUCUACUUCACUCAGGGCAACUAGAUAUAUGUGUGUGUGAGCCAUGUAGUGAGGUAGUUGUUGA